GAAGUUAACUCUUUUGUCAUCAACGAAAGAGAAACCUAUUCUGAAGAGUUCCUAAGUUCUGAGUUGGAGGUAAUCUACAUUACGAGUUCCAGACCAACACUGAUUUCAAUUAUUGCUGGAGAUCCUUUGCAGAGGGGAGCGUUCUCCGCCAUAGUUCCCUCGACCGAUGCUUAUGGCACGGAAUAUAUUGUGCCCGAAGUCUACGCCACCGUGCCACACCCACGGUCUGUGACCCUUGUUACUAGGGACAAUUGUACAGCCGAUAUAGAUGUCAACACCAACUGGACAACGGUCACAACAGCGUCCCAAACGGUCUCCGUCUCUAGCUUCCAGGCCCCAUCUAAGAAGAUGGUUAUCAGAAGCAUCUCGACAACUUGCUCAUUUGCCGUGUUGCUCACUGGAUCCCGUAUCAGUAGGAUGUAUGGGUUUUUUCAACAGUCCAGUUCGGAAUAAUAACUAUGUUCCUGUCACAUCUGUGACCAUCCUCAAUGCCACAACCAGCCCGUUAUCUGCAAGAGAGAACGAUGUCAUCACUCUUGUUUGUGAAACCAACCCGACCCUACCACCAUCAGCCAUUACCUGGAUGAAGGACAACGAGACAUUAACAGAUGCUGUUACAUCUUACACAACUGGUCGCGGGAAAACAGUAACAAGGAGCAUCCUGACACUGAGGGCUACUUGCAGUGACCACAUGCCUGAUAUAUCCUGCACGGCUUCCAUUAACGACACCUUUCUAACAUCACCGAAAUUAAAGAUGUCUGUCCAGUGUGACAAUGUUCCGUUAAAUAAUUUGACAUUCAUCAACUUCACAUCAAGCCCGAUGCCCGUGGUGGAGGGUGACGUCAUCAGCUUCACGUGCAGAACCAACCCUACCCGACCUCCAUCGACCAUGAACUGGAUGAUGAUCCACAUGCCAUCGGCGCAGCUUGCAACAUCUCAGACAACAGACGUUCAUGUUCCUCUCACGAACGUGUCGUUGUACCAUGUAUCGACCAACGGACAACGUCUCACCGGGUCCGAGAAUGGUUUAGUGGUCUCAGAUGCAAACCCACUUGCCGUGGUGGAGGGUGAUGUCAUCAGAUUGAUGUGUGAAACCAACCCCACCCGACCACCAUCGACCAUCUACUGGACGAUGGACAACCAGAACCUGACGCAAGCUGAGACAUACGACACAUUAGAUGUUCUUGGCAGAACUGUAACCACAAGCAUUCUAUCACUGAAUGUCGUUUGCAGUGACACCAUGCCUGAAAUAUACUGCACAGCUUCUGAUGACGACUACAUCGUAACAUCGAACCUGACGCUGGCUGUUAGAUGCAGAAACGCUCCCGUCACUUCUGUGAGAAUCCUCAAUGCCACAACCAACCCAAUGGCCAUCGCAGAGAAUGAUACCAUUACUCUUGUGUGCGAAACCAAUCCGACCAGACCACCAUCGAAUAUCGUCUGGAUGAUGGCCAACCAGGCACUAUUAACACAGCCUGUGACAUCACAAAGAAAUUACCUCGGGAAAACAGUGUCCAUCAGCAUCUUGACACUGAACCCUACAUGCAGUGAUGACAUGCAAGAGAUAGCUUGCAUAGCUUCUAACAACAUCAGCCGAAGGUCAUCACGAGCCAUGAAAAUGGCUGUACAAUGCAGCACUGGUACGGCUGAUGUUCCUCUCACGACUGUGACCAUCCAAGGCACAACGGGAAACGUCUUACCUGUCAGCGACAAGGAAAAACUAAGAUUGCAAUGUGAAACAAACCCCACCUCACAAAAAUCGUCACUUAUCUGGAUGAAGGACAAUCAAACUGUAACGCAAGAAGUGGAGUCUCACACAAGGAAUGUCGGCAGUCUAACCCUUACUUUCAGCAUCCUUACUCUCAUUGCCACCUGCGAUGAUAACCUGUCUCCUAUUUCAUGCACUGCGACGAAUGAAAACAGAACGCUGACAUCGUCGAAGCUCAGGAUGAUUGUAAACUGUCCGACGGCCAUGGAGUCAUCUGAUGGUUUCCAAGUUGGCGUUGGUGUCGGGGUCGGCGUUGUUGCGGGACUUCUGUUGUUGGUGGCUGUAUCUGUCUUCAUUCUGUGGAAGCUGCGGUCCAAGUCUCUCAGGGGUAAAGGCUUACCAAACGUCUCAAAUGGAUCUACAAGUUCGUACAUGACAAAGCACGACACCUCUACCUAUGAUAACCGGCUUAUGGCUAGAUCCGAAGAAAGUGAGCGAAAUAAUACGAACACAGAAAUGAACACCUUUAGUCUGUGAAUGUAUCUCCUGGAGGAAGUUGAAAGUGCGGUACCUUGACACACAACCAGUUUCAUCCUGCUUCCAUUUCGUAAUGAUCUAAAAGAUGAGAUGACGUAAUUACGACAUCAUUACUAGGACUACAGACACAUGCAAGAUAGAAUGACCUUUCCAUUUUUACACGUCAUGUUAAUGGACAACAUAUUUACAUUAGAUUUAAUUCAUUCAUUCAUUCAUGCAUGCAUUCAUUCAUGCAUCCAUCCGUCUAUCCAUCCAUCCAUCCACCCAUCCAUCCAUCCACACAUACAUAUGAUUACAUGCAAUAUUUACAGUUCCAUAUGUGUUCGAUAUGUAAAUGGUAUGAAAUCAACAAUACUUCAAAA
This is a messenger RNA of Haliotis rubra (blacklip abalone), 2607 nucleotides long. RefSeq lists its product as uncharacterized. The record is from RefSeq and is a predicted model, not a curated record. Lineage: Eukaryota; Metazoa; Mollusca; Gastropoda; Lepetellida; Haliotidae. The coding region runs from base 269 to 2245 and encodes 658 amino acids. The transcript is spliced from 10 exons.